Molecule: messenger RNA, 2982 nt
Organism: Centropristis striata (black sea bass)
Lineage: Eukaryota; Metazoa; Chordata; Actinopteri; Perciformes; Serranidae
Gene: mmp15b
Product: matrix metallopeptidase 15b
Exons: 10
Coding region: 869-2842 (657 amino acids)
Biological process (GO): extracellular matrix organization; collagen catabolic process; proteolysis
Cellular component (GO): extracellular matrix
Molecular function (GO): metalloendopeptidase activity; zinc ion binding
Source: RefSeq, a predicted model, not a curated record
CGACACUCCACGAACAGCGGACCAGUGUCAGUCCUGCUCCGGUAGGGAGACCUCACAGAGCCGCGGACUGAUAGAAACUAGCCUAGUAUCGGCUCCGGCAAGAUUUCCUCUGGGGGAAAAGGGAAAAACUGGACGCAGAGGGCAAAGAAACUGGCAAAUAUAUAUAUAUUUUUUACGAGUGGUCGCGGUCUUAAAGAGCCGCGUUCGCUGCAGCUCCGACAUUGCUCUGACGUUAAUGUUGCUGCUGAAGGAGUCGGUCAAGUGCGGAGAACUUUUGGCUUUUUAUUUUGUCGUUGUUUUAUACUUUGCAACUUUCUCAGGGUAUAUUAAACUGCACUCCAAUAGGCAUUGCCACGACAGGGGUUAAUAAUAAUAAUCCACUGGUUUUGAAUAUGUUCGCAGUAAAUGAUUUACUAAAAAGCAUUUUUGUGGUAGAUCCACUUUGCUGAUAGUAGGCCAGGCAGGUCUUUUGUAAAGUGCACGUUCAAGGUGACGCCUUUGAUGUUAAUUUAAUGAGGCACGCGCUCCAGUGGGUAACUCCCACUCGAGAUAACAGUACAUUAGGAAAGGUGAGGCGGUCUGUCAACGCUGUGCACACUUGAAGGAGGAAGCUGGACUCAUGAGUGAAGACCACUUCUGUAUGGAGGGUCUGGUUUUAGUGCGGCUCUGACUCUAAAUCUGGAGUGAAGCUCUUUUCCAAGAUGCACGUGCACUGCUGAGGACUGUUGUAGCAUUCUUGUCGGGGAAAACUUCACAACAGUUUUUCUUUGAGGUUUUUUUUGCAUGCAUUUUUUGCAUUUUGCACGCAUGAACUAGCAAUACUGCGAGUUAAACUAGUCAAAAACACCGUUUUUAACCGAGCCACACCAUGGCCUCCUCCGCGCGGAACAGCUGCUUCUUGUUGCUCUGGAGACGGACGUUCCUCGCGCUGUGGCUGUGCGCGCUGGUGGCGCGUGGAGCAGAAGAUGACAGCCCCUUCAACUCAGAGGCCUGGCUGAGGAUGUACGGCUACCUGCCCCAGGCCAGCAGACAGAUGUCGACCAUGCGAUCAGCUCAGAUUCUGUCCAAUGCAAUCGGAGACAUGCAGCGGUUCUACGGCCUGGAGGUCACUGGACAGAUGGACCCUCAAACCAUCAGUGCGAUGAAGAGACCUCGAUGCGGUGUGCCUGACAAGUUUGGAGGCCAGAUCAAAACCAACGUGCGGCGGAAACGAUAUGCCCUCACCGGACAUAAAUGGAACAAGAGCCACCUCACCUACAGUAUCCAGAACUACACUCCAAAGAUUGGAGAGUAUAACUCAUACGAAGCCAUCCGUCGGGCGUUUAAAAUCUGGGAGAAGGUGACCCCGCUGACCUUUGACGAAAUUCCCUACCAAGAGAUCAAAUAUGGACGCCGCAAGGAGCCUGACAUCAUGAUCUUCUUCGCUUCGGGUUUCCAUGGAGACAGCUCUCCUUUUGAUGGGGAGGGUGGCUUCCUAGCUCACGCCUACUUCCCUGGACCUGGAAUGGGAGGGGACACACACUUUGACUCAGAUGAACCAUGGACCAUAGGAAACCAGAACGUACAAGGUAAUGACCUCUUCCUGGUGGCGGUCCAUGAGCUGGGCCAUGCUCUGGGUUUAGAGCACUCUAACAACCCACUGGCCAUCAUGGCGCCCUUCUACCAAUGGAUGGAGACGGACGAUUUCCAGCUGCCUGAGGACGACCGGCGAGGCAUCCAGCAGAUCUACGGACAACCAGACAGCGGCCCCACCCAGGCGCUGCCCACCGUGACUCCCCGUCGCCCAGAUGCAAGACCACCUCAAACACCUCCUCGGCAUCCUGACCGGCCCAGGACCACGGAAAGACCAGACCACUACGGACCCAAUAUCUGUGAAGGGAACUUUGACACAGUUGCUAUGCUCCGAGGAGAGAUGUUUGUUUUCAAGGGCCGUUGGUUCUGGCGAGUGCGUAGGAACAGAGUUCUGGAUAACUAUCCCAUGCCGAUCAGUCACUUCUGGAGGGGUCUGCCUGGAGACAUCGAUGCUGCCUACGAGAGACACGACGGCAGGUUCGUCUUCUUUAAAGGAACCAGAUUCUGGCUUUUCAGGGAGGCUAACCUGGAACAAGGCUACCCACUGGAGCUGGUUGAUUAUGGUCAAGAUAUUCCCUACGACAGAAUAGACACAGCCAUCUGGUGGGAGCCAUCCGGCUACACUUACUUCUUCCAAGGAGACUGGUACUGGCGCUUCAACGAGCAGUCACGGCUGGCUGACCGAGGUUACCCGAAACCAAUCAGCGUCUGGGGAUCGUCAGUGCCUUCUUCUCCCAAGGGGGCCUUCCUCAGCGAUGAUGGGGCGUACACCUACUUCUACAAAGGUUCCAAGUACUGGAAGUUUGACAACCACCGCAUGAAGAGCGAACCGGGCUACCCCAAGUCCAUCCUGAAGGACUUCAUGGGCUGCACCGUGGACCUGGACCCGGACAGAGACACGGACACGGACUCAGGGCGCAAACACCCGGACGUGAACCGGCCGCCGGUCAACCCGGACGCAGACGACGGGGACAAGGGCAAAGACCGGGACGGGACAGACCGCGGGGGGACGGACAAAGACACGGGCAAAGGAACGGACAAAGACGAAGACUACCGCGAGGGCCGCGAGGAAGACACCAACGAGGUGGACGUGGUGCUGAAGGUGGACGACAGCGAGGAGCGGACCAUGAACAUCCUGAUGGUGACCAUCCCGCUGGUCCUGGUGCUGUGCAUCCUGGGACUGAUCUACGCCAUCAUCAACACGCUGCAGAGCAAAGGGGCGCCGCGGCUGCUGGUGCACUGCAAGCGCUCGCUGCAGGACUGGGUCUGAUCCUCGUCAGGAGGGGACACUUGACCUUUGAACUCCAAUUGGACCUUAGACACCACGCCCCUAAUCCAAGCCUUCUCCCUGUGAUCCAUCGUCUCAAGUCUCGUAGUACAUGUGGUAGAAAGUCCAAUACUGUACUGACA